UUUCGCAUUCUCUUCAGUUCCCCGAACCGUCGUCUUCUCUCGUCGAAGCUCCGCGCCUUCGUCAUGUCGCAGGACCGCGGCAAGGGUCCGGCACCGGCGGACCCUUCCACGGGCCCCAGGCAAGGUCAUAACACGAAGGCGUUUAAGUCGCCUUUCAACGUUGAUGCGAAGGUCUACGGGAAGAGAGACGAUCCAGUGUGGCAUUUCGUCGCGAGAGGUCGUUAUUUGGAUGGCUCCACGGCGGCGGGUAGGAGGCUUGGUCGUCGCUGCCUGUGCAGGUUGUGCGGUCGUUCUAUUUGCGGGGGCGCCAAAGCUGCAAGGGAACACUUCUCGAAGAUCGAGAAGUUCCGAUGCGAGGAGGCCACUCCUGCGGUGUGGUAUGCCAUCGGGGCGAAGGACAUGACCAAAUAUCCGAAGGAGUUCGUUUCGGCCAUCGAGUCAUUGCAGAGCUUAGAUUCGGGUCAUCCAAGGUUCCAGUGGCCACCGUUGCGAUACCUCGAGGACUCGGUCCCGCCUCCCGUUUCCACGACCGCCCCCUCUUGUGCGUCGCCAUUGCCUGGUCUUGCGGCUCCAACUGACGGGGUCACAGCUCCGCUGCCGGCGAAGGCAGGUCCACCACCUCGGCCACAUCCUACGGUAGCCGGGACAUCGGGUGCUCGGCAUGAGCAUGUUGGUCGGUCAUUGCCGGCCAACGAGCCCCCAUCUGUUAGAGAGGGUGGAGGCGUUGCGGCAUUUGACGAGAAAAGCACGCGUGCUUUCGUCGACAGUCGCAGGUGGGGGAGGGAUGCAGGCUCUUCGGCCGGACUCGCCACUGUGUUCACCGCUGCCAGACAGUCACCUGCCGCACGGGCUACUAGUGCUGUGGCACCCGCCGCACCUGCCCGUCGUUCGUCGGAGCACCCUUGGCUUCCGCCUCCGCCGUCGAGAGCGGCACGGGAUCAUGUUGUCGGCCAUGUCGGUGUGAUGGACAGACCAGAUCCCACGCACGUGGCUUCAGAUGCUAGACAUCCUGCUCCCCCUUCCCGAGUCGGGGGACAGGCGGUGCCCGGGGUGCCUGAUGAGGAGGUCCUCCCUCCGCUGGCCGAUUCGGCGCCGACCCCGAUUCGGACAACGACUGCCACUGCUCCGCCUGUGCUCAGCGGAUCAUUAGAUCCUUUGUACUGCAUGCGCGACAUUGCAGUCGCCCAGAGUGCAGCACCCGCGAGUCCUGGUGGGUUGUUGGAUGCAGGGGUCCUCGGUGGCCAAACCACGACGGGACGAGGCCGGGGGACUUAUCGCCAGCAGGCCGUGACGUCGUAUUAUUCGGACCCUUUGGAGCGCGCGUGGCAUUUGCACAUCAUGAGGUUCCUCGUCGAGAGCGGGAUGCCGUUCAACUGCGCGAAGCUCGAAAGCUUCAAGCGUAUGUUCACGAUGAUCAUCCCGCCAGGGAUUCCCGGGGCGCCCACUCCUAAACUCCCCACCUACCACAUGCUGCGCACGACCCUCUUGGACAAGCUGGAUGCCGAGGUCGAGAAGUGUGUUCGCCCUGUUCUCGACAUGUCGAGAGAACAUGGUUGCACAAUCAUGACGGAUGGUUGGACCAACAUCAGGGGUCAGACAUUGUGCAACUACCUUGUCGGGACAGAGACAGGGGUAGCGUACGUGGCCACCGACGUCAUGCGCGGCAAGAAGGACGCCCAUGCCCUCGCGACCGCGUGGUUGAACAGGGUGAAGUCCCUGGACGUGAACUUGAGCGACAUCACAGCGUUCGUGACGGACUCCGCCGGGGUGAAUGUUGCAGCGAUGGACGUUUUCCAGAAGGAUGAGAGCAUCAAACACAUCUUCUGGAUUCCGCUGGUGACGAGGUUCUUUAAGCGCCAUGGCCACGCGCGAGAGAUUCUGAAGGGGCACUCGAAGAAGACUCUUCUGCUGCUGACACAGACGCGUUUUGGAACGAACGUCAUCAUGAUGGAGCGGCUGGUGGACGUGAGGGGAGAGCUGACGAAGGUUAUAGGCCAGAAACGCUGGCGUGAGACGGUUUGGUCCACCAACAAGAUCCGCAAGGACGCUACGGAGGUUACUGCAUGCAUCGGGUCUCCUUCGUGGUGGGAGGAUCUGAUAGCUCUGUAUAACAUGCUGAAGCCCAUCAUGGACAUGUUGAGGUUGGUGGACAGUGACACGCGCCUGAUCAGCAAGAUUUUGCGUCGUUAUGAGGUAAUGAUUGCAUCUUGUUUGUCCGCUUGCAAGGACAUCGAUCGGGACCAGCAGGACGCUAUUCUGGAGGUGUUUGCUAGGCGACGCACUAUGUUCCGGACCCCCGCCCACAGAGCAGCCAUGUUGGAUCCCGAGUUCCGGGACCCAACACUUAUUGACGAUGAUGAGGUGCAGCAGGCGUUGGUCGAGGCCCUUGUCCAGUUCGGCUAUCCGGAGGGAUCGCCGCAGCACCGGGAGGUCCGUCGAGCCAAUGGCAAGUUCCACACAGGGGAGCCACCUUUCGAUGACGUCACCAUGCGACGGGCGAUGGAUACCUUUGACCAUCCUGCCAGUUUUUUGUCGUCGAAGAGUGCGAAGUUUCCUCACACGGCCGUGUUCGCCGGCAGGAUCAUCCGCAUUUGGGUGACGGGGUCACCGUGCGAGAGAGCCUGGUCUCGCUGGAGCUUCAUUCAUUCAAAGUCUCGGAACAGGUUGGAGGUCUCUCGGGCUGAGAAGCUUGUCUGGUGCCACUGGAACCUCAGGCUGCUCGAUAGACCUGAGUUGCAUGAGGAUGGAACUGGUGAGAGGCCCGACAUCUUCGGGAAGUGGUUGCAUUAUUGGCACGCCGUGGAGGACGAGGUCCCCGUGGAUCAUCAGCUCGUCAGAGGCAGUGGAGCACAGGUGAUGGUGACUGAGGAGGAUUUGACCCACGCCAGAGAGAGGUUGUGCGCCGUUUCCUGCAUGGGAGUCGAGCGUCGGGUGGCGAAGUCCGACAGGCGCCGACGCAGGUCCGAAGGUCGCGGACGAGCAGUGGCCGAAGGAGCGACACGCGGCGACGUGCGUGCAGGGGCGCGGACACGACGACGGCGGGCGGACGAUUUCGUUCGCAAGGCUCGCGUGCGUUGGGACGAGGGAGACUUCCUGUUCGACAGCACGUCCAGCAACGACGACGAUUUCUUCGCCGGUGGCGGGGGAGGUGGCGAGGGCGGUGGCGGAGGCGGGGGAGGUAGCGACUCUGGCGAGGGCGGUGGCGGGGGAGGUGGCGGUGGCGAGGGGCGAGGCGUGGACGGUGAUGUUGGUCACGGUGGUCACACCAUGACUCGCAUGCCUGCCAUCGUUUUGAAGCGGUUGAGACGCGGGGGCAGACGGGAUGACAGCAUUGCAUCUCGUGUGCGUAGACCUCGUGUGCACGUCGCGACCAGGACGGAGGCACAUGUCAUGCAGCAGGACCCGGUCGUCAUGUCGGAGGAUGACAUGGGUGAUCAUCCCGCGUCGUUGGCGCGGGAGGAGAGUGGAGCGGUGGUCACUCGUCCCCGGUCACCGGAGCCGGCUGUUGGCACCGCGAAGGACACGCAGCUCCAUCGCAUGCCUUCCACAGAUGUUGUCAUGGGCGAGGACGGGGCGCCUAGGGCGGAGGUCGCUUCCGCAGGAGUGGGUUUGCAGGACGGGGAGGCACCACCCCCUCCCACGACAGGCGGUGGUUUAGAGGACGGAGAGGUCGCACAUACUCCCGCUUGUGCCCAGGAUGGUCUCGAGUCUCUACGCUACAGUAGAGAGGAGGUGGCGCAUGUGCUGGCGAGCUGCGGUUACCGCGCUGAGGAUAUCCGCGACACAUUGGCGGGAUACCCAGACAGGUUGCAGCAGGGCGUCGGGCUCCAUUGCCCGCCCGACAGUCUUCCGCGCACUGAUGAGUUACUAGCCAUCGACGCAGCCUUAGCAGGUCUGCCCGAAAUAUUGAUUUUGAUAUCUCUCAGUUUGCCAGACGUGGCGCCACCAAAGGCUGCUCCGCUGGAUGAGACGCAUCACGACACAGGAUCCGACGCGGUCGGCGGCGACAAGAGACUGCUUCCUUCAGAGGUCCGCAGCUCUCCUGCCGGUUUUCAUGUGGGAGGCCCGUGGACUGUGGAGCAGGGGUUGGCGGAUGAGGUGGCACGAAACCGCCAUGGUGGGCCGCGCGUCGCAGCGCAACGCAGUCUGGGAGAGUCAUUAGAGGCAGCAUCCACGGAUCAUGUGGCGCCUGGGGGUCGUGGUUCGCAGGAUUUUUCGGACGGCGGGUCAUUAGUCCCAGCACGGGCGGCGGGUCAGCAGGCAGAGCCCCACCUGAGCCCGACGGCGGCGACAGAGGCAGAUCAGUCCAGACAGAUGUCGGCGGCUGCUGACGGACAGGCGGGGGCAGACGGGGGUGACGGCGUGGACGGACCAGGGCGAGGUGAGAAGAGACGAGGCGGCUGGAGCAUCAUCCAUGAUGACAAUUCCACAGCCGCUGAGGCCAGCGAGACCACAGGGGCCGACGAUCCUAAUGACUCCGAUUACGUGCCAAGGUUCCGGAUGGCAGAUGGAGAUGAUGGUGGAGGACGACGCGUAUCAGCUAUGGCGGCUGCUGUGUCCGUUGCUACCGCCACUUUGGCGAUUCUCCUUCUCCUCGCUCCUUUCUCUGUAGCCGCAGAAGUAGACACGAGCGCAGGUGACGCUCUAAUCAGCGCCAUCACCAAUCACUGCUGUCUUAAGAAGUUCUACUACGCCUUACAGAUCUCUCGCGUCGAGUCUCGUCUGCGUGACAGCGUGAAUCAAGGUCCCAUCACGGUUUUCGCUCCGACCGAUGAUAGCUUCAUGAAGCUGGAUCCCGAGCUGUGGAGGUGCGCUACCACUGGCCAAGGGCCGCUUGACGUUCUGAGUCAGAUUAUGCUGUACCACUUCGUGACUUCCGGGAACUUCACUGCUGCGGAGGUGGCGACGAAGACGCAGCUGACCUCUGCCUCCGGCAUGCCCAUUGACGUCAAGGACGUUAACGGGAAUGUCGUUCUCGAAGGUUACGCGUCAAUCACGGGCCCGGACGCUUUGAAGUCGCCUAAUGCGACUGUGCACCUCAUCGGCGAACUUCUUGUGCCGGAGACGAUUGUCAGCACCAUCGAGAACGUGUGCCGUCCUGGACCUGUGUCAGCAUCUCUUCCGUCACCUGGCCUGUAAGCUAUUUAUAACGAUGGGUGAGUAAUCACUGCAGUCGGGCAAAACGCUGGAAGAUAGCAGUUAGUGAGAGCCUAUGUAGUUUACCACAGGAAUAAGGAUUCUCGUACCAAUGAGAGCCUGUGCUUCGCUGAAUUCUACACCAGCAUCUGGUCCUCGUUAUAACGAGCAUGUAAGCAUCGUUAUAGCGAUGCGGCGCGUAGGCACGACUGCCGGACGCGACACUGUAUUUCUUAUCACGGGGGUGACUGACGGACUGUAGUAGUAUAGGAUUUAACAGGAAGGAGCAGUUCGCCUGGGUUGAACGAUAUACGAGUAAGGUGAGUUAGGGGUAUUUUUUUUAAUGCAAUUUACCAUAAGAGUAAGGAUUGGCACGGGACGCGACACUGUUUUGCUACUGUGGUCGUGGGUGACGGACGGUAGAUAAGGAUUGACAGAGGAGGAGCAGUUCGCCUGUGUUGGAGCAGACGAGUUGAGUUAGUGUUUUUUUUUUUAGUUAGUGUGAUUUUUGUUACAGGAGUGAGUAUUAUUUCGAGCAUUGGAUUUAAUUGGUGUGACAUUUUGCAUUAAUUUACAAUGGUAUUUCUAUAGAUAAGACACUGGCGGUGGUCUUCUCCUGCCCUGUCAGCUUUGAUAGCGACGGGUGAGUAAUGGCUUAUGUCGGCACUGACUCGCUAUCAUCGAGGUCGGUGAUGGACGGAGUAGGAUUUAAUAAUUUACAGGAAGAAAAGAACGAGCAGCUCGCAUGAGUAAGAGAGGUUGCGUGCUUUUUUUUUUUUCUUCCGCUGAGUAAUCGCUGUUGUCAAGGGGGACACUGAUUCGCCCAUCAUGGAGAUGGGUGAUGGACGAUAGAGUAGGAUUUAAUAAUUUUACAGGAAGAGGAUCAGUUCGCUGGAGUAAGAGAGGUUGCUUUUUUAUUAUCAUUAUUUUUUUGGCACUUGAGUUAGAGGUUCCAUGGUUUCUUAUUUCUCUUUCUGUUGCAGAUUAGUGUCGGGUUCUUCUGUCUCCCUUUUCAUGCGACAUUCGGUGAGCACGGUAUGGCUAUCACUGUGCCAAGGAGAGGGUUUCCCGGCCUGGCGACACCUUCUCAAGCAGUCUAGUCCAGUCUCAAGUCAUCCACACUUGCGUGGAGGAAAGGGAAGGACGAAGUGACGGUCGACACAGGGUACAUUAUGCUUGCUAACUGGAUUAUCUGCUUUAUCAGAAUCAUCAAUGCCUCGUUCUUUUAAGCAAGUUAAGGGAAGACACGGGUCUUGUUUCUCACGUUUCUCUUUUUUAUUCCUUUCUGUUUGGUGUGUGAAAGCCCUUUUGCCAGGCCUCUCGGAGACGUGCGGUUGUUCCCAUCUCUCGUAGAUUAAGAGUCGUGGACCAUGGUGGGGUAACUUCAGUAGAUUAAGAGUCGUGGACCAUGGUGGGGUAACUUCAGUAGAGUCACAAAAACGAGUUAUCAUUGCACUAUGGGGCAAGAUACGGUUUGCAAUUGCACUUCAGGCACCCUACCUGGACUGAAAGCUGGGUUGUAUACAUUGCCCAAACUGCAAUUCGAAUCUGUAUCUUGGCCCAUACUCCAAUUAUAACUCAUUUUUGUGACUCCCGUGCAGUUUCCCCUUCUUGUUUUUAUUAUACCUGCCUGUCCGUGAGCGGCUAGAUGGGUGCAAAAUGUUUGGAAGGGACUUUCUUUUUUGUUGUUUUUUUUUGAAAGGGACUUCUUUUUUUUCUUUUCUUUUGAAAGGUACUUUUCAGAGUUACUUUUUAUAUAUUCACUUUUUAUAUUUUUUUAUGAAUAACGUGCGCAGGUUGUGGGAGAGGUUGGAUUCAGAGUUGCGAAGGGUCCUUUAGAACGUCUCUCGUAGAGUCAUAGUUGACGUGGACCAUGCUUCUUGUUUCUCGUAUUUAAUCGAUAAUGAAGUACGCCCUAUUUG
Messenger RNA from Chara braunii, 7058 nucleotides. The record is from the annotation of a GenBank genome assembly. NCBI's taxonomy places the organism in Eukaryota, Viridiplantae, Streptophyta, Charophyceae, Charales, Characeae.